CAGGGACAGACUGUGGCUCUCGUCUGAAGCAGCCGAACGGCGACUCUUCUCCUCCCCGAAACUUCGGUGAAGUCUCUCAAAACUGUGGAUUUUUCCCCUCUCGUCUACUCGCGAAAAUAUUGGAAUAACUCUCCUAAAGGGAAUAACUUGUUUAACGGUCAAAAGUGGCUGGCUGCAGCUCGGGUCCUCAUGCCCUGUCUUGUGAGUGCUGCUUGGCCUGCUGAGCCCGUAGGUGUGUCUGUACUGGGCUGCAGCUGAAGCACGUCUACAGCGACUGGGUGGUGGUGGAGGUGGGUCGUCAGAGGGCCCACAGCAGGCGAAGAGGCCUGUCCAGUCCCAGCCACACGAAGAUGAACAAACUGAACUUCCACAACAACAAAACCAUGCAGGACCGCCGCUGUGUUUGUGUGUUUUUGCCCAAUGAUGACACACUCAACGUCAUCGUCAAUGUGAAGACUUUGUGCCAGGAACUGUUGGUCCAGGUGUGCGACCUCCUCAGACUGAAGGACUGUCACCUGUUUGGACUCAGUGUUAUUCAGAAUAAUGAACACAUCUAUAUGGAGCUGGAUCAGAAACUGUCCAAGUACUGCCCCAAAGAAUGGAAGAGAGAAGCCAGCAAGGGCAUCGACCAGUUUGGGCCUCCAAUGAUCAUUCACUUCAGAGCUCAGUAUUACGUUGAGAAUGGGAGAUUGAUCAGUGACCGGGCAGCCAGGUACUACUACUACUGGCACCUGAGAAAACAGGUGCUGCUCUCUCAGUGUAUCCAAAGGGAGGAGGCCUACUUCCUCCUGGCAGCCUUUGCCCUGCAGGCUGACCUCGGCAACUUCAAACGCAACAAGCACUUUGGGAAAUACUUUGAACCUGAAGCCUACUUCCCCCCAUGGGUGAUAGCCAAGCGUGGCCGUGAAUACAUCCUGAGGCAUAUCCCCAACAUGCACAAAGACCAGUUUGCUCUCACAGCUUCAGAGGCGCAUCUCAAGUACAUCAAGGAGUGUGCCCAGCUGGAUGACGUCACAGUCCACUACUACAGACUCUACAAGGACAAAAAGGAAGUUGAAGCAUCUCUGACAUUGGGGCUGACUUUGCGUGGGAUCCAAAUAUUCCAGAACGUCGGCUCUGUGAGGCAGCUGUUGUACGACUUCCCCUGGACCAAUGUGGGAAAACUGGUAUUUGUGGGGAAGAAGUUCGAGAUCCUCCCUGACGGUUUGCCCUCAGCUCGUAAGCUCAUCUACUACACAGGUUGUCCCAUGCGCUCUCGACACCUCCUGCAGCUGCUCAGCAACAGCCACCGGCUCUACAUGAACCUGCAGCCUGUUCUCAAACAAGUCCGGCGACUGGAGGAAAACGAAGAGAAGAAGCAGUACCGGGAGUCGUACAUCAGCGAUGCUCUCGAGCUUGACAUGGAUCAUCUGGACAAGCGUUCGCGAGCCAGCGGCAGCAGCGCAGGCAGCGUGUCUCACCACAAGCGUCUGUCUCGCCACUCCACGACCAGCCACGGCAGCUCGCACACCUCGGGCAUCGAGACGGACAGCUUCCGGGCCCCGGGUCAGGCCCCGCACAGGCCCCUACGAACCUGCAGCUCAUCCACAACCAGCCACGGGAGCUCGCACACCUCUGGCAUCGAGAGCAGCGGCAAGGAGCGCAUCUUAGAUGAUGAUGAGAUUGAGAUGCUGGUGGACGACCCCAAAGACUACGAGGAGCUUCAUGAGAUGGCUCUGGAUCAGGAGCUGUGCAUCCACAUCACGGAGGACAUGCUGACCAUGUCGCCUGAUCAGACCAACGGAUACUCAGGACUGAUAGUAAAAGAUGUCAGCUCCUCCACUUCCAGCUCCUCGGAGACCGUCGUCAAGAUGAGAGGACAGAGCAUCGAGUCUCUUCCGCAGACGUCUGUGUGCAGGAAGCCUCAGUCUUCGACCGACCGCCACAGCCAGUCGCUGGACGACAUCCGGCUCUACCAGAAGGACUGCCUGCAGUGGGCGGAGCUCUGCCAGGACACCGCCCACAGCUACACCUUCGGCUGCGCCCAGGAGCUGAGCGACGGCGGCGGCUACCAGGGCCUGGCCGACCAGCGCGCCGGCAUGCUGGCCGACCAGCACUCGUUUCACAUCAAGAGAACCAACAAGUACUUCUCCCUGGACCUGACCAGCGACGAGGUGCCCGAGUUCGUGGUGUGACGGAGGCCGAACGAGGCGACCUCAGGGUGACCGUUUCGCCGCUCCGUGCCGGACGUGGAGGAAGUUUCAGGCCUCAGGGAACAAGACGAGGGAGGAAAGUUGGAGAGUAAAGAGGCGACAAGUAGGCUGUUCCUUCACCUGAGACGUAUAACACACAAUAACCGAACAGACAAGAAGGAACACUGGGCUCUAAAGGAACCUGUGUCUUUUAAAUGCAACCCGAACUGUGUCAAAGGAAACAAAAGGGAUCAUGUCAAAUUCUUCAAAAAGAAAACUUAAUCAAAUCUGUCUCCUCCGAACUGUUUGUGUUCGCCUGCUUCGCAAAGUCAUACAAAGACCGUUUGUACACGUAGGCUGGCGGCAGACAGACUCAUGCACGGACAUGACGAGCAUAUCGGAGACACGAAGGACAAAUUCACUCUGAGCUAAAAACCAAAGACAAGAGAUGGAAAUAAACAUCUGUUUCUGCGUCCAGCUUCAUCAGGCAGGGAGGGAAGAUGGACCCACAGUCGUCUGCGACAGAGCGGCCGUGACUCUCCUCUUCUACACCACUUCGUUUUACCUCAACAGGAAGUGCAGCGUGCCAACUCCCCCCUCUCAGACUGGACUCUGAGUCAUGUGAACACAGCCGACGUGCCUUCAUCACACUGUGCAGGUGUCUUCUCGCCUUGACAAUCACACACCUUCACCGUCGUCAGUUUUGAAGCCAUCAGAACUCAAGGCUCUGCUUUGUUUUUGAACAUUGUGCGCACACCUUAUCAGCAGGUCGAGCUGGUUGUUCAGCAUUUAAAUAUCAAAAAGAUCCUGAUUUCACCCUGUUUUAUGUCCUGUGAAACCUCAGCCAAGUUUCCUGGGAGGAAUCAGGUCGAGUAAGCGUCAACAUGUUCCGACUUGCGUAGAGUUUGUGGCCACAAAAGUUUCCCUGUAAUCUAAACUCAAAAUGGAGCCUGAUUGGCUGUCAGCCAAAACAAGCCGCACAUGUUGAUGCAUACAUGUACGUCUUCCUCUUCUUCUGAGUAUCUAUUGUUUUAAACUGGAAUUUGUUACAUUUUUUACAUUUCUCAUCUUCUCGUCUUACCCUGAAUCUCUUCAGACGUUGUAUUUUUGUAUAUGAUGAACAGUUACUCUGCGUGCGGUUGAUUUCAUUCAGUAUUACGAGCAAAUGUAGUUGACAGUAUUAAGGACGUGUGGCUCUGAACAAGAAAGACUGGUUUCAUUGUUUUAAUGUCACAGUAAUUUUCAAAAGAACUGAGCUGACAGGAUUUAAUUACACUACAAGUGGUGGACAAAGGACGAGACAAACAAGGCGGUUUGAUUAUUGUUAUUACAAGUGCCACAGUUAAUGCUUUCAGAGUUUUGCCUGUUCUAUACCGAUCAUGUCAGAUAUGUUUUUUUAAAGAUCAGUUUAGCUUCUCACACUAAGAUUCAUGUAAAAGUCCGUUUUACUUGUGAAAUCAUGAACACAGAAUCGCAUUUUUCAUUUUUGCAUUCAAGCAGUUGAAGUCGUCCUUUAAGUUAUUGAAAAACAUGAGUUUAAAAAAGGUGGUUUCUGCUGUUUUAUGAUUUAAGGGAACGUUUUGGGAAACAAAUGCGAAUCCACUUUCUUGCCAAGUGUGAGAUGAGAAGAUCUAAACCACCGUUGUGUGUCUGUGUGUGUGUGUGUGUGUGUCUGUGUGUGUGUGUGUGUGUGUGUGCGCUUAGCAGUAACACUGGAAACAGUGAGUCUGGCUCUGACCAGAAGGAACAACAUCUGCAAUCCAGCUCCCCUACAGCUCACUAAUUAACAUUUAAACGCUUUUUAUCUUGUAGGUUUUAUCCGUGCACAACCUGAAGUAUAGAGAAUGUUCUGUGAGGUUGUUAGGAUUUAGCACAUACCUCCCUCACUCAUUCAUUCAAGUGUUGCCCUGAUGGAUGCUGGGAUCUCCACAGCUCUCCAGCUCCUGCUGUGUGUUUUAGGUUUGGGAAGCCUCUUCGUUAUUUACCCCCUGUGUGGUGGUUUUUGCCAGGGAGGUGCAUGUUUAGACGUGUGAAGUAGUCAUCUCUGGGAGGUUAUUGAUCUUGUCCCAGUCAUAAACUUGCCACCUCAGUUUGGGGCAGCACAGUCGCUGUUAUUCCAUCAGCAUGGACAUAUCUGGCUGUCUUUAGUGGGGCUGAGCAACUGACGGAAAAUAUCUACAUGCGAUUUUUCUUAAAUAUUUAAUGUGGGAUACAACUUUUUUAAGUUAAGCUUCAGUUCAGUGUUGAUAAUUUAAAAGUGGAAGAUUAUCAAAACCGUUGACGGAACAGUUUAAACUCUGAGUUAGACGAUAAAUCCAGGAUUAUGUUAGCCUGAACCAGGUAGUGUCCAUUGGUCAGUGGGCAUAAACAACCCCUUAAAGUUUCAGUCUGCUUGGAAUAAAUAGCAAAAGUGUAGCAUUAGGUUCGUAAUUUUAUAGCUACACCACCUAACAUCAUGAAAAGAUGUGUGUUUACCACAACAUGCAUAUUGUGCGUUUGGUGUUCAUUUGCAUGCUACGUAGUUGUGAUGAACGACCACCUCUCCCCUUGACUUUCACCCUGUUCUUAACCAUGUUGUGUUAUUUUAUACAACGUGAUGUGAAAUGAAAAACGUACCCACAGUCCCGUGUUAUCAUGCUAGUUUAUCCUGAAUUGCAGCUUUUGCAAUUUGCUAAUUUCAUUGCUUUAAAUUGCGAUUUUGAUUUCAAAUUAAGUGAUGAGCUCCCACCUAAUCGACUCCAUCAUGGCACUUUGUUAUUCUAGUUAAGCCUGGUGGACACGAUCCACUAACCCGGAUCUUGUUUAGGUUGACGUGUCACUAAACUCUGCUCACAGGGAUUUUUCUCUAUUUGAUAACAUAACACUGUAAAAAUCUUUAAUACGUCAAAGUAACCUCUGUUGUGAACGAUCCUACAUAAGAACCUAUGUAAUAACGUGGUGAGGCUGCAGACGCUCUGCUGCAUGAAGCCGUAGACGAGCUGGAUGUGGGUGAGGACCAGUUAGGAACCAACCAGCAGUACAGCUGAGGUGUCACCUGUAGCUUCAUGGGAUGUUGUGGUUGGUGGGUUUUGCUACACGAGCUGUUUCCAGUCGAUAUGCUAUGCUAAGCUAACGAGCAAAUUGAUUUUUUUAGACAUGAGAGAGCUGCCAGUCUUCUCUUCUAACUCCCAGCAAGGAUGCAAGUGUUCCCAAACUUUACCUCCAUAAGCAGAUUUCAUGAUUUUAAGAAGUGUUUUGAUUGGCUGACAUCUUGUAGCUGUCAGCCAAUCAAACUAAAAUGAAACGUAGCUAUCCUGCAUGUUGUGUAAUUGAAUCUGUGCAGCCCAGAGGUGUCCAAGCUCAUAUCGUUUUAAGAUCCUGUUUCUUUUCAGAGCCAUGGCAGGUCAGCUUUAAGUCUCCUUGUGUGUGUUCAAACCAGGCAAUACAGCAUCACAACGAGGUUCUUUUUUUAAUCAAACACCUUCAUGUAACACAGAGCAAACACAUGAAUUUGAUAUUGCUGUGUAAUUAAAAGCAACUUCUAUCUUUCUUACGGUUUGUUUCCUUCACUGUUCUGAACUUAUAAUUAAUCAUUAAUGGAAAAUGUCUGAAGUCAUAUUUUGAUGGACAGCGAUGUUUCUUGUAUUAAAGCAGCAUGUGUUAAGGUACAUAGCCAUACAGUCAUAACCCAUGUCCUUAAAGUGUUCAUGAUUUGUUCUAACGUCCUCCUCUGGCUUCAGUAUAUGGUCAAACUUACACUUUGUAAGAGUCUGUAUGUCUGUGUCCAUCAUCCUUUCUGUGAAAGGAUCUCCCUGCUGGAAACAAAACAAAAACAACAACAAAAAAUAAUGUUUUGGUUUUUUUUGUCACCCUGUUGUUACAAAAAAAAAAGAAAAGAAAGAAAAAAAGAUUUGUUAUAAUGAAGUCUGGUCCGUGCCUUCUUGGUACUAACGCCCUCAAUAUCCAAUAAAUAGGUACAUUUAUCUACAAAA
Molecule: messenger RNA, 6142 nt
Organism: Stegastes partitus (bicolor damselfish)
Lineage: Eukaryota; Metazoa; Chordata; Actinopteri; Pomacentridae
Gene: frmd6
Product: FERM domain containing 6
Exons: 14
Coding region: 351-2174 (607 amino acids)
Biological process (GO): positive regulation of hippo signaling
Cellular component (GO): cytoskeleton; cytoplasmic side of apical plasma membrane
Source: RefSeq, a predicted model, not a curated record